AUGAGUUCCGACUACUCAUACGACAACGAGGCCCAAUUCUUCCCCUUCUUCAUCCUUACCCUCUCCGGCCUUGUGACGCUCCCCCUCACCUACUCGCUGCUCCGCGGCGGCGCAGACGCCGACGACAAGGCAGGCGCAAUCCAGACCGACUACAAGCACAAUCAUGCCGACGUCGUCGACGCACUACGCGCCGCGCAGAAGCGCAAACAGCGCCGCGUCAAGCGCGCCCUUGUGGCAAUCGCCGGCUGGGCUCUCAUGGCCGCCAUGGCAUACCUGAUCAUGACGACCCAGCCAGUUAUCAACAAGAUUUGGAACCCUUACGACAUUCUCGGCAUCUCAGAGUCCUUAACGGAAAAACAAAUCAAAUCCCACUACAAGAAGCUCUCCGUCAAGUUCCAUCCCGACAAGGUCCGCCCCGACCCCGCCAAGAACGAGACGGUCGAGUCGCUCAACGACCACUACGUUGAGCUCACAAAGGCCUACCAGGCCCUCACCGACGAGGAUGUGCGCAACAACUAUAUCCAGUUCGGCCACCCCGACGGCAAGCAGAGCUUCAGCAUCGGCAUCGCCCUGCCGCAGUGGAUCAUCUCCGAUGGCAACGGCAAGUACCUCGUGCUCCUCUACACCGGCCUACUCGGCGUCCUGCUGCCGUACCUCGUCGGCUCCUGGUGGUACGGCACGAUUCGCCGCUCCAAGGAGGGAGUGCUCAUGGAGAGCGCCAACAACCUGUUCCGCCAGUACGACGAGUCCAUGGAUGAGGGCGGCAUUAUCGCUGCCCUCUCCGCCGGCAAGGAGUACGAGCAGGUGCUGCGCGGCGACCUCGCCGAGUCUGGGCUCGCCAAGGUGGAGGCUCGCAUUGGUGCGUCUGGUGACACUACACCGUUCGCCGCUGGUUUCAGACUCCGCGAUAAGCAGCGGCUCGAGGACCUUGACAGCGGCGUCCGCCGCAAGACCCUCGCCCUGCUCUGGGCCUACCUCGGCCGCGUCGAGCUCGACGAUGCAGCCCUCACCCGUGCCAUGUACGAGAUUGUCCCCAUCGCGCGCACCCUUAACCAGUCCUUCGCCGCCAUCGCGCUCGCCUACGGCAACAUCGGUCCCAUCGCCGGCUCCUUCCACGCCAACCAGCACCUCAUCCAGGCCAUCCCUCCCAAGGCCUCGCCACUGCUGCAGCUUCCGCACUUCACGCCCCGCAUCGCCACCGAGGUCGAGGGUGGUGCCAAGGCUCACAUGACCGUGCAGCAGUUCAUGGACCUGCCCGACGCGCAGCGCCGGCAGCUCGCCGUCGGCAAGGGACGUCUCACCGAGGCGCAGUACCAGACCACCAUCGCUCUCGGGAAGCAGAUCCCAUACUUUCGCGUCGCCAAGGCCUUCUUCAAGGUCACCGGCGAACGCUGCAUCGUGCCGUCGUCGCUCGUCAGCCUCGUCAUCAAGGGCCGCUUCGUGCCGCCCGGCGCCGCGGGCGACGCGCCCCCCAUCAACGAGCUCGACCUCGAAGACGUGGACCCGGCAGAGGACGACCUUGACUCGCUCACGGGCCGCCGCCAACGCACGGUUAAGGGCCCCGAUGGCGCGCCAGUGUCCGUCGAGUCGAACCCCGUCUCGCCGCCCCUCGUCUUCGCCCCCCACUACGCCCGAGAGUGCGCGCCCAAGUGGUACGCCUUCCUCAGCGACUCCAAGCAGGGCAAGCUCGCCGUGCCGCCCUUCCUCUUCGACAAGUUUGACCAGCCUAUCCUCGACCCGGCCACCGGCCGCCCAACCUUUGCCAUGCAGACCCUCAAGGCCCAGUUUGCCGCACCGCCCCAGGCUGGCCACUACACCUUUGUCCUGCACGUCGUAUGCGACGCGUACGUUGGGUUCGACACCAAGAUGGAGGUGACGCUCGUCGUGGAUGAUGCGAGCAAGGCGGCGGAGAUGGAGGCCGAGGACGAGAUCAGCGAGCCUGAAGAGGAUUCAAUCGCUGGACAGAUGCACGCCAUGAAGACCGGGCAGGCUCCCCAAGGGACGAGACGAAAGCAGCAGCAGAAGCAGGAAGAGGAGGACUCGGACGAAGAGAGCGGCACAGACGACGACGCCAACGACACGAGCGAUACCAACACAGACACAGAAGACGAGUCAUAG
Messenger RNA from Cordyceps fumosorosea ARSEF 2679, 2118 nucleotides. Its product is annotated as translocation complex component. Bases 1 to 2118 code for a protein of 705 amino acids. Gene Ontology annotation, cellular component: Sec62/Sec63 complex. The transcript has 4 exons. NCBI's taxonomy places the organism in Eukaryota, Fungi, Ascomycota, Sordariomycetes, Hypocreales, Cordycipitaceae. Gene Ontology annotation, biological process: SRP-dependent cotranslational protein targeting to membrane; post-translational protein targeting to endoplasmic reticulum membrane. Gene Ontology annotation, molecular function: RNA binding; transmembrane protein transporter activity. The record is from RefSeq and is a predicted model, not a curated record.